UCCUUUGGAUUCAGGGCGAGCUGCCGAGAUGUCUCAGUCGAGAUGCCAGUUGAAAACCAGUAUGCCUCUGUCAAGUAUAGCCAGCAGGAGUAACUGGGGAGAGCAGAUUGGGUCAGGGUGAGUGAGGGUUUGGGAUUAAAGUAGUCUCCCAAAGCUUGGACACCUGGGCCCUAAGAUACGUAUGCCUGAGUGCGAAGUCUCCACAGGAGAGCAUCUCCUGCCUGUUUCCAGGACAGCUGGAAUUGCAUUUGGCCUUGAGUUGUCUGCCCCUACAAAUUCUUGCUAUUUAGCCAACCAGUUAUCGCCAACCCACCCCCCUCAGUCCCAGCAUGCUGCCCCAGUGGCUGUUCUAAGCUCUCACCCCUGUUUCCAGGUUUAUGCCGUCUCACCUGCUUCCCCCAGAGCAGGUGAACUUCAGGGAGUAGAUUGAGGCCAGUGGGUGUGGCUUCCCCAAUCUCACGUGUUGUCUAAUUCGAACUAGAAAUGUGAUUCUACGUGUGCAUUUUCUCUUCUUCACUCCAGUAUCAGAGGACAGUACUUCUCUCUCCUUCCUCCUCUUACUCUUCUCCUUUCCUCAUGGGUGUCUCUCUUGCCCUCAACCAGUAUUUUCCACUUGUUGCCUCAGUCUAUGAACAUACAGCUACACAGAGCUCCUCUUUCUCUCUUGAUGAAACAUGUUUCUCCCUCUUCUAAAACCUUUAGUUUUGAAAUAUGAAACAUAUUUGAAUAGUUGUAAAAAUAGUGUAAGAAGUCCUCUCUGCCCAGAUUGACUCAUUGUGAACAUUUUGCCAUGCCAGAUUUGGUUUAUUACAGUCAUGCGCCACGUAACCACAUGUUGGUCAAUGAUGGACAGCAUAUACGAUGGUGGUCCCAUAGAGGUAGUACUGUGUAGCCUAGGUGUGUAGUAUGCUCUAAAUCUAGGUUCGUGUAAGUGCCCUCUAUGAUGUCCAUGCAAUGAUGAAAUUGCCGGAUGAUGCGUUUCUCAGAUCAUGUCCCUGUUGUUAAGCAAAGCAUGACUUUAUAUGUUUGUUGAACCAUUUGAGAAUGAAUUAUAGACGUUUUGUCCUUAAAUACUCAAGUGUAUAUUUCCUAAGAACAGGACAUUUUCUCUUAUAAGUACAAUAUAAUAGUCAAAAGCAAGAAACAACGUUAGCUCAGUAUCAUCUAGGAAUGCAGAAUCCGUGUUCAAAUUUCACCAGUGUCCUGAUAAUGGCCCUUAGAUUUUUUUUUCCCAGUCUGAGAUCCAGUUCAGCAUCACCCAUUGCCUUUAGCAGUUGACUCUCUUUAGUCACCUUUAAUCUGGAACAGUUCCUUAGCUUUUCUUUGUUUUCCGUGACGCUGACAUCUUAAGACUAAAACACAGUUAUUUUGUAGAAUGUCCUGCAGUUUGGGUUUGUCUGGUCCUCAUGAUCCGAUUCAGGUUAUGCAUGUUUGUCAGUAAUACCAUCGAAGUAACGGGUCCUGAGUGUACACGCCAGGAGGCAUGUGAUGGUCUUUUGCUCCCUCAUUGAUGGUGUUAAUUUUAUCACUUGUUAGCCAAGACUUGAAAGCAAAACAGAAUGUACUCAUUUCCUUUAUACAUACCCAUGCUUCCUGUUCUGUAUAAAUGUGGCGAUAGACAUGCCUUUGGUUGGUGCAGCAUACUGUGCACUCUUUUCUGCGUCUUUCCUUACUGAUAGUACCUCAGGGAAGUCCCUCCUAGUCAGCUGCUGAAGGUCAGACUCACCUUUGGGUGCUUAGGUCAUGUUCUGAGGGCAGGUGUAUUGAUUUGUUCAGCCAUUCCUCUGAUAGCCAUUCACUUUAUUUUAUUUUUUGCUGCUAUGAAUGAUGCUGCAGCAACCCCUCAUGUACGAUGGUCAGUCACAGAUGAGUAGUUGAAAUCACUACCACCAUUCUACCCAUUCUGUUGAAAUAAGUCCUAGAGAUUGCCGUGAGCCUUUUUUGAAUUAAAAAAAAGUAGAGAAAUGCAUGAUUUAGACUAUAGAAAUCCUCCAUAACCUCACCUGCCAGAGAUAAGUGCCAUUACAUUUGGGGUGUGCCUUUCCAGGCUCUCUUUCUGUACCUGUGCCAACAUAUACAUGCGUAUAUUCUUAACAGAAAUGGACUUACAAAUAUACUUCUGCAGCUUUUUUCACUGGUGACCUUCACUUGCCGUGUUCAGUGGCCUUUUCUUCUCCUUAUCAUCUUGGCCCACUGUGAAGCAUCCCAUCCUCCUAGCUGACUCAUCCUGUCUCUUGUGUGUUUUCCCUCCUCUUUCUGUUGCCUAAAUAUAGCCAUGCCUCCAGUGUCAGUCUCCCUAUUUCCAGGUAUUUGUCUUUUAUUUCCAGUUGGAAAACCCAGUGUCAUGUGCAUUAAGCCACUUUCCCUCCUUGCUCCCAUUUCUGGAAACGUUUCUGGCCUUUCCCUCAGUUACCCUGGUUCUUGGCUUCCAAAUCUCCUUUCCUUGCCUCUUCUCUCUCCUUUGGUCCUUACAUCUGAGCUGUUGCCAAGACACUGUUAGGUUAGGACACUGUUGGCCAGUCUUCAGUCUUCCUCCUCCUUUCUCCCUCCAUCUUAUGCUGAUGAAUCUUCAUAAUUGCCCUUCAUCCUGUUCAGUCUUUCUGGUGAGAUAUUUACGAUUCUACAUUCUGCUUCCAAGUUUUAUUCUCUCUCUUCUCUCUUAUUAUUCCUUCCCUCACCCCUCACGCUCUCUCCCCCAGGAACCCUUUGUCAAACCAAGCUGGCUCAUUUUCUCUGUCCCCUGAGCCUGUCCAGGGCUUGACUCUUUCCUGUCCGUUCCCCUGCCAUCCCAGAGUGCCCUCUCCAUUCUUGCCUGGUGGGACUUGCUAUUUGAGGUGAAUUGACGCUCCAGUAAUCCUAUCAUCUCUGUGGAGGUGUCACUGACCCUGUGGAAAUGUGCCCUUUAUAUUCUCAGAGCAGAGCUCCGUGGAAUGGCCCUCUUCCACACACUCUCACCUGAUCCUUUGCUGCUGUGAGGAGAGUUCUGUCUCCAAGGGCAUUGGAGGGUGGGUAGGGGGGUGUAUGCAGUGGAAAGUUGGGGCCUGUCCUGCCCCACCUCUGGAGCAUGUGUUGGCCCUUUGCACACGUGCCUGCCCCUGAACCUUAUUUUCCUAAUCUGUGAAUUGUAGUUGGACCACAGCAUGGCCUCCUAUGCCCCUUCUAAUUCUGUGAAAAGGGUGAGCCCCCUUUAGGAAGCCUCUGGCACUAAGCCCCAGGGCUUUAGGAAGACAACUUUCCAUCAGGGGAAAGAAGGCUCACAGUUGUAAGCUUGGGAAAAGCUCCCUGCUGGAGAAGGCCCUAUGGGAAAAGGGAUUCUCAUCACAUGCAUGCUGGGGGUGGUCCAUGGGCAUGGGGCAGCCACCCCCAACCCUGACUUCUUUUCCACUCUCCUGUGACCCGGCUAGGUCAGCUCCCCCACAUGCUCCUUACAAAGGCUGGAGUUAAAACGACUAUGGUUCCCUAUUCUAGGUCAAAACCAGUGUCUUCCAAGAGCCCUCAACCUCAAAAGCUUUUUGAACCAAAAUCUUCUUGACUGCCCAAGGCCCAAAGCAGCAUGUCUCAGCGAGCAACACUCAAUGGUUAUCCCGGAGCGCAUGCCUGGAGUCUUUUGAGGGUGGCAGCCUUUGACGACCUGAGACUUUAGUGACCUGAAGCAUUGGGCUAAGUGUCAGAAUGAAUCGUGUGUAGGAGCUGAGGAGAAAAAGCAUUGUUGGGAGCUGGAUGGAUGGGGAAGGCUAGGGGAGGGAUGUGGGGAGGUGAGUAGGAGGAAGCCGAGAGCCCCUGGGGGAGGGGUCAACAUGAGCUUUGGGGUGUGCGCAGAUGAUCUGACCUGAGCUGGGGGGGUGUCUGGGCUGUCAGGACCAGAUCAAAUUGGCUGGGAAGAUGGAGCUGGAUUCCUUGGAGUCUUGAAUUCUGACCACUGGAGAUUUGAGACAAUAGAGUUCUGAACUGAAGCACCUUAUAAAUUAGAGUCCUCUUGUGUGUGAGGCGGAACCUUGGCUGUGCCCACUAACCUCGCUGAGCCUCGGUUGUGGCAUCUGUAAAAAGGGAACAGUGGUUAACUCUGUAAAGUCAGGAGAAGCACACUAGAUCUUUCUCGGCCUUCCCAGGUCUAAAAGUGGUUAAGACUGACUCGUUUGCAUCAGUUAGUAGCACACUGCAAUACUACAUAUCCUGCCGUCCCCUAAGAGUCUCUCUUCCAAUAAGAUGUGCUUCACAAGGUUCAGCUCAGGAGUUCGGCCCUCUCAGCUCCUGGUUCUUGUAGCCAUAUUUGUUCUAGGCGUCCAUCCCAGGUGGAUUCCAGAAGAGCAAGGAGGUUCCUAGCUUCCCAGCAUCAUCCAUCACCCUUAGCCAGAUGCCCGACUUCCAGCAGGAGUCUCAGCUGUUUACCGAGCUACACCUGGCCAAGGUAGAGAAAAUGUUUGAGGAUGACGUCAACUCAACUGGAGGUAAAGCUGCCCUGUGGCCUCAGUCCGUAUGGCUUCUGCGCAGAGCGGGACCCAGCACCUGGAGGGUGUGGAGGGUUCAGACUUGACAAGCAUCUUUGCAUCCAGUGUCUCCUUUAAGACUUUUUAUUGUUAUAUAGUAUUAUAAGCAUAUUAGAGGCUGUUUGGGACCUAGAAACUUAAAAACAAAAACCCUCUAACCAAACACCCAAAUGUAACCACUGUUAGCAGUUUGGUAUAUUUUCUUCCAAACAAUUUCAUAUGUGUGGUUUAUCAUCUAUUGCUGUGUAACAAUAUUCCUGCAAACUUAGUGGCUUAAACCAGCAUGUUAAUUGUCUCAGUUUUGGUGGGUCAGGAGUCAGGCACGGCUUAGCUCGUGGGUCUGCUCAGGGUCUCACUGGGCUGCAAUCCAGGUGUCAGCUGGGGCUGUGGAAUCAUCUGGGGCUUGACUGGGGAAGGAUCCACUUCUGAGCUCACUCAGGUUGUUGGCAGAGUUAGUUCCUUGCAGCCACAGGACUGAGACUUUCCAUUUCUUCCUGGCUGUUGGCAGGCAACUGCCUUCAGCUCCUAGAGCUGUCCACAGUUCCUGGCCAUGUAGGACUCACCAACAUGGCUGAUGUCAAGGCUCAAGCCGGCCAGGGAGAUAGAAACUCCAGCAAGAUGUGUGCGACAAUCUUAGAACAUAAUCAUGUAAUCAUGUACACAUGGUCCUGUACAUCCUGUCACCUCUGCCGUAUUCUGUUGGUUAGAAACAAGCCACAGGCCCUGCCACGCUCAAGGGGUCGGGAUCUCAGGAGGGCAUGAGCACCAGCAGGUGGACAUCAUGCGGGCCGCCUUACGUCUCUGCCACGCACGGCUAUGUGUGAUUUCACAUGUCUGUAAUUGUACUUUAUGUGUAAUUUCAGACCUUUUUUUCUCCUGAUAUUAAUACGUUAAGGGCUAGGGGUUGGUUGAGAGGCAGUUGUAAGAGCCCCAGCUCAUCACAUGACAGCCCUGCAUAGAGCAGUGGAGAUUAUAUCAGAGACGAGGGAAGACUUCCAGUUUCAAAUCCCUGCUGCGCCCCUGUGUGUCCUUGGGCAAAUCCCCAAACCUCUCUGUGCCUCUGUGUCUCAUCUAUAAGAUGGGAAAAAUGACAUACCUACAUUGUAGGAUCAUAGGAUUCCUGUGUGGAUUUAGGAGAAAGGGAAUUGAAAACCCCGUGCAAGUUUUCAGCCUGGGUGAUUGAGUGGAGGUGACGCCAUCAGCAGAGAUGGCGAACACAGGAAAGGGGAGCAAGUUGUGGGAUAAAGAUAAUAAAUUGGACUUUAGAUCUGCUGAGUUGGAGGAGCCAGAGGGACACUUGGAAAUAGAGUUAGGGAUAUGGGAGAGAAAUUGUCUCCUGAGAUGCGGAGAUGGGUGAAUAGAUGGGGUCACUCGAGGAGAGUGUCAAGCAGAACAGCAAAGAUAGUGACGAGAAGAGCCAAGGCAGAUGCUGAAUGCCAGGGCAGGGUGGGUGGUGGAGCCCGGAGCAGACAGAGCCUCCAGGGAGAUGGGAGUGGCCAGGGGGUCACCUUUGGAAGGGAGGAGGCCCCAAGGACAAGGAACGGCACCAUCGGGUGUGGUUCAAGGUCACUGGUGGCUCAGUGUAGUGGGCUGGCAGAAGCCAGGGAGCCCCCAGAAGGUGCCCUCCUGCCUGAUCCUAGUACUGACCCCUCCCCAGGGAGGGAUAUUUUCACAUUCAUGCUCUGAGAGCUAUUAAUUAACCCUUUGGUGUGAGAUAGGCGAGCACUUCCUUUCAGAGGCAAAGCAGAGCCCCUGCCUGGCCUCCACAGUGUACGUUUCCUUUCCAAAAUAGCUGUGUGUCUCUUCUCUUGUUAUUCCCAGAAAACUUUUAGUAAACUGUUUAUAAGAAGAAGUAUAUUAAAAUAUUACGGCAGUGGGCAAUGUGUAUGGUUUCCUAAACACCCAUGGAAGGACUCGGUCCCUACAGUGCUUUCCUGAGGAGUUUGUUCACUAACUGCCACAAAAAGGUGCUUUGACUCCCAGCUCUCUCCUGAGGGGAAGGCUCCGUGCUGGUGGGCUGUCAUCUGACAUCCAUCUUAUCCAUGGAAGGACCAUUAAGCGCCACUCAGAACGCGUAAGCCUCUUGGCGCUAGCUUCAGAUAAGCAAGACGAAUCCUUCUUUAAGCAAGACAAGUUCUGUUCAUGCUCUCAUUUGUUCCCUAAUCUAGCAAGAAAUAAUAGUAAUUGCUGCUGUAGCACUGUGCUAGGUGUUUUAUGAGGAGCACAUAGUAGGGUGAGAGCGUGACCUCUGGGGCCUGAUUGCUGGGGUCAGCCUCUGGUGCCGCCACUUACUGGCUACUGGUACCAGCCACGUGACCUUGGGCAUGCGACCUCACCUCUCUGUGCCAGAGUUCCCUCAUGAGCCUUCCCCACCACUAGGUGGUCAGUAUGAAUAUACACAGAUGAUACUGGGCCCCAGGAUCCUCGCCAUCGCACCCUAGUUCAGACAGAAACACUCGGGGAACAAACCUUUGCUGAGUGCUGGGGACCCAGUCAUGGAGGGGACAGGCUCACCCCUGCACUCCCAGAGCUCCCAGGCGGGACCAGUAAUGAGGAAUGUCGAGGGGACAGUGGAGCCGGGCAGUGGGGUGGGUGGCCAACUUAGAUAGUCCUCAGGAAGGCUUCCCUGUGGAGGGAACCAGACGGUGCAAAGGCCUUGCAGUGGGAGUGUGCUUGGUGGUGAGAGAGAAUGUGGUGACAUUGUGACUGGAGCAGAGAGUGAGGGGACCAUGGUGGGAAGGGAGGUUUGAGGGAGGCAGAAGGUGUGCAGCCCUCAGGCCAGGGUGAGGACCUCAAUUAUUUGGAGGGGUUUUAAAAGCACUUUUUAAGAACUGUGAUUAGAAACGACAUCUAGACGGGUUAUUGACCCAUUUGCAGACAGAUUUCCUUAGAGCCACAAAACCCAGUGUGGGGAGGAUAUUUUGUCCCCGCCCUCUCUGCCUCUCCCCUCCCCAUCUUUCCCUCCAGUCAAAGUUUGUAUUUUAAUUGCCUUUAAAAGAUGCACUUCACCUCUCCCUCUGUAUGUUGGAAUUUAUGUCUCUUUGUCGCCAUUAUUUGCUUUUUGGGGUCCUCAUCAGUUGUCUUUGUCUCACUGCCUGGCCUGUCGUAUUUGUUCAGAAAUGGGAUCUGAUCUUGGAUCUGACUUUUUAGUACCCCCUGGACCCCUGCUGUGGGGCCAACGCAGUGCUCUUGUGUGGAAGGGGUGCAGCCAGGAUCUGUGGGAUGAUGGAACAUUGAACAGAUGAGAUGCAAAAGGGAAGCCUGCAGAUGUGUGUCCCUCCCCGGUACCCAGACAUCCAGGAACACCGGUGAUGGGGCUGAGUGACUUGUGAUAAAGUGGAUGAUGUUCUUUCUUCUCCUUUGAAGCCCUGGACAAGAAGGCUUUCAUUAAGGCCAUGAAGAAGAUGGUGAGCGGUGUGUCAGACGAGAUGCUGGAGGCGCUGUUUUUGAAGGUGGACACAGACUGUAGUGGCUUUGUCACCUGGGUGAGGAGGCCGCCCCUGCUGCCACAGUAGCGGGAGGGAGGCUGGAGGGCACAGGGCUUGGCUGGUCCGUGGAGCACAUGAGGGUUUAAGAUGGCAGUCACGACAUCAGAAGACCUCCUGUGGGUUCUGGGGUGUUUGCUGGAUAGAGGGAACCCUUGGGUCUUUGAGGGGGCCCUCCUGAGACUCCUGUGAGCUGGGCUCAUCUCAGUUCAUUCCCCUCCCGGGGAACAGGCAAGUGUAUGACGAAUGUCAGUGACUCCUGCACAAGUGCACAGCCAUGAGCAGCAAGGGCCCUCCCCACCCGCUGCAGGGCUCUCCUGCACACUAGCCUCCCAUCGGCUGAGGGGAUGCCGGCCGAUGCCUCACCAUCUCGUGGCCCUUUAUGGUAACUCAGGACAGGCAAAUCUAUGGCUUAAAUCCAAGAAUGUGAGGGUUUUAGAGCAUGUUAAUAAUAAUGCUGGGUUUUUUUCCUGAUUCUAAAUGUUCUAUGAUGAGUACAUAUGGCAUUUACGAAUACAGAAUACAAAAGAAUACACAAAAGUACAAAAAAUUAGUCUGACAUGUUGAUGUAGUGAUGAUGACAUGAUCACCAGCGUUGGCACCAGUCACUGUGCUAAGCUCUUUAUUAUUUUACUUAAACCUUACAGGAAUCCUAAGAGGCUGGUGCUAUUAUUUACCUCCAUUUGAUAGAUGGGGAAACUGAGGCAUAGAGAAGUUAAGAAACUUGUCCAAGCUUACAGGGCUAGUUAGCAGUUGAGCUUGUCUUCAGACCCAGGGGCCUUGCCCCGAGAACCCGUUUGUUAACUGCUUUUUCAGACUUCUCCCUUGGUUUGGGUGCACAUUCUGUUCUUUGAUUUUUGUUUUUUGCAUUUCUUUCUCUUAAUAUGAUAUAAUAAGCGUGUUUCCAACAUCCUUUGCCAUCUACACAAUGAUUUUUCUUAAAUUCUUUGAUUUCUGUGUUUUGUUAUAGUUUCAUAUGGUAGCCCGUUUUGGCUUCAGCCAUGUUUUCAUGAGACUGGUCAGUGGAGUCUAGAGUUGCCCUAGUCGCCUGGCUUAUGGGUCCUCCCUGCUGCUAACUUGAUAUAUGAGCCGGGACAACUCCUAUACUUACAUGGCCCUCAGUCUUCUUAUCCAUAAAGUGGGGGUGAAUAAAGAGUUUCAGAUGAGGUGCUGGAUGUGGAGGUGAGGUGAUGAUGUGUUUAGCAUUACAGAAACACGUUAAGGAGGGAGGUGCUGCUGUGUACUUGCAAAUAGACCCUUCACGCAUUCCAGAUCCAAGAAGAGCUCUGUUGCUGGCCUGCUUCUCUUGGCCAGCCUCAGGAGACGGCUCCCAGAGCCCCUUGGAAGGGGCUGGGAGCGAUGGGGAGGACGCUGGAAGCCAGUCGUGGGUUCCCGGAGCCCAGUGUUCAGCCUCUCUGGCCAACGCCCUCCCUCCCGUGGGUUUCUUCCCGAGACAGCCGAAGUAUGUGGAUUACAUGAUACGCGAAUUCCGGGGGAAGGAGAUGAUGAAGAGCCAGUACCGUCUGCACUUCCAGCUUCCCAUGAGGAUCAUCCCCCUGAAUCAUGGGAGUGAGAUUGUGAAAGUGGAGUUUUUAAUCCAUCGGUUCAAGAAGACCGGGUAUUUCCUGACCAUCACCAAGGACGGGUUCCUGCAGUCCUGGUCCGAGUCCUUUGUGCUGAUCAACUGCUUUAGGCUUAACAAGAUCCAGCAGCUCCACAGCCAGCGUAUGUGGGUCAUCGACAUGGUGUGUCUCCACAACAUGAACCUGGUUGCCGUUGCGUCCACUGACCAGAGGAUAGGUGAGUCCCUGGCGGCUCCCCAGGCCUGCUCUUGGCUGUGGGGAGCCACGCAUUUGCGCUUGGAGAGAUCUGUCCGUGAGCCAACCAGGAGUCUGGAUCAGAACCCUCUAGGAACACCACGGGGCAGUGAGCAGUGGGGCUGCUGGUCCUCACCAGAGACCCCUGAGGCGGGGAUGUGGGUGUGGGUUCCAUGCGUGCCUCCCUGUGUCUUUUCCGCAGAGUUCUUUGAUAUCAGUAACCAUAGCUGUGUCCCGGCCUUCACCUUCAUCGAUCUGGACAGCUGUGUCCUGGUCAUGGACUACUGGUCUGACUAUAGCAGAGGUGUGUUCUGCUAUGGGGACACCAAAGGGAACGUCUUCGUCUUCACCUCCGACAAUGUGACCAACGGGCUGUUCAACCCCCAGAUCUUCCCCAAGGCCUCCAAAUGGGAUCAGGGGAUCAAGGUUUCCACGCAGAAGCUCUUAAAUGAGAAGUCCCCUUUGCACAGAAGUUACCGACUGAAGGCUCUGCAUCCCAACUGGUGCCAACAGGUCAAGUUCAUCCCCCAGCUGAACCUGGUGGCCUCCUGUUCAGCCAUUGAGAAGUCCUCUCUGGUGCUGACGAUAUUGCCAUCCAAAGCCCCCGAGAAUCCCAAGUUUUCAGUGCUGAACUUGAGAAGAGGAAUUCUUUGCUUCGAUUACUGCCCAGACAAGAACUUCCUGGUGACCGGUGGCUAUGAUCCUCUCAUCCGCCUGUGGAACCCCUUCUUUUCGAAAAAGCCUGUGUGGCUGAUGAAGGGGCAUCAGACCUCAGUGACACACAUCCUUGUGAACAGCCAGAACAGCAGCAUCCUCCUCAGUGUCUCCAAGGACAAGAAUAUCCGCGUGUGGGACAUGCAGGACUACAUAUGCCUCCAGUCCUUCUGCGGGAAGCUUUUUGCCCUGGGAAACUGCCCCAUCACCAGCGCCUACUUCCACAAGAACGACAACACCCUCAUCUGCAGCACCUAUUCGAUUGGGAUCCUGAAAGGGUACUUAGAGACCCAGGGGCCUGGGAAGGCCGGGGAGAAGAUCACGACCCACAGCACCCCGCUGUGCAACGUCCUCUACAGCAAGCUCUUUAAGCAGGUGGUGAGUGGCUGCCUGAGUGGCAUAGUGAGCGUGUGGGAGAUGGUGACGGGCAGGAGGAUGCUGGAGUUCUCUGUGACCGGUGACGAGGACGUGGAGCUGACUGCCAUGUCCCUGGAUGAGUCGGAGCGCUGCCUGCUCACAGGUUUGCAGGACGGCACCGUGAAGAUGUGGAACCACAGCAUCGGCGAAUGCCUGCUGACCUUCCCCUCCCAGGAUCAGCUGGAGAUUAGUGGGAUUGUCCAUAUGAACAAUGUGUUCUACGUGACUGGGUGGAGUAAGAGAAUCACUUGUUUCAGGUUCCACAAGGCCAAGCCAGUGCUCUUGUCCUACCACUGGCAGACCUUCCACAAGGAGGACGUCCUGAGCAUGGCCAAGUACCAGAACCAGUUCCUCGGGACCUCCUCCUACAACGGGGACAUCCUCUUCUGGAAUGUCAGCAUGUUCAGGCCCAUCUUCAAUUUCAAUGCUUCUGAGAGCCCCUUGCCCUUGACGCCCAAGAGGGUGCGAGCAGCGGACGACUUCCUGGGCCAGAUGCACUGUCCCAGCAAAUCCUGCUUGCGGCUGACGUGGGCCCACAGGAGCUCAGAGCAGCCCCAGGACUCCAGUGAGAAGACUGUGGCCAAUGCCAACCUGAGACGGACCCUGACGUCAGCCCCCCCGGUGAUGAGACAAUCCAGAGACAAGGACCCAGGCAGGCCUGUGCCCCUGCAGAAACCUCUCAACACUGGCAGCCCCAAGCCGUCAAGAAUGCCGCGUGGCACACAGUCACUUUUAACAGAGGCUGAAAAGAGAAAAGGGGAACUCAUGAAGAAGAUAUCGCUGCAGUCCAAUGCAUCGGUGGAGAAGAUAAUCUUCCUGCAGACCAGGCCUCGCCUGCCACACACAGCCGCCCUGCUGAGCAGCUGCGCGGAUGGUUGCAUCUAUGCCUGGUCCAUCCAUGGGAAUGGUGGCCUGCUGGGGAAGUUCCCUGUGGACUUGGAAGACAAGUGGGACGUGGUUGUGGGCGCCAUGGCCACUGAUGAAAAUGACUGCAUCCUUGUCACAGGGGAUAAUAAAGGACACAUCAAGAUCUGGGACAUCAAGGAUUACUGCACACCCACUGACAAGCGGUCAUCCCAACACAGUGGAGUAAACAAGUUCCAGUUCUUAAUUCCUAAACGGAUCCGGACCAGCCUCCCAUACUACGUCCCCUUGAAGGAGAAGGAGGUCGUGGCUGGCCAGACCAUUUCCCUAGUCCCCCCCAAGCUUCUGAUUACCUGGAAGGGCCAUUUGGGUAGUGUGGCAGACAUCCUGUAUGUGGACAGCUUCCAACUGGUUAUCAGCGCUGGGCAGGACCGGGACGUCAAGGCUUGGAAACUCACCGGUGAUGCCAUUGGCACAUUCGGCCUGAGUGUUUGGAAAAGGCUGCAGGAUACCCAGGUGGCUGGUGAUCAUGAACUAACAAAAACCUUCAAAGAGGAGGCUGCCUCCAUGGCCGCUGCCCAGAAGUCCUACUCAGAGCUGCGGGAGGAGCGGGACCUUGCGGAGGCCCUGGUGCACCAGCGGCGGGAGCAAGCGGCCCUCCUGGCACUCCUGAGUGGGAAGCUGGACUCGGAGGCCGAGGCUUGGGCCAGGCUGCAGAAGAUAAUGCUGACAUCCCCAUGGGCUGGAGGGCGCUCCUCUGAAGACAUUGAGAACAGCUGGCGCGAGUGGGAGUCCCAGGGCAAGCAGGGGAGCAGAGUUGUGGGAGCAGCGUACAAGCCCAGGGAGCGGUCGCGGAGUCCCGGCCUCCUGUCCACUAAUGUGCCAUACGGCUGGAUGAAGUACCAGAUCUCAGCUCAGGUCUACCAAAGCUUACACUUCAGUGAACUGGCGCCCACCGACCAGACUGACUUCAUGAUACACAAGGUCCCGGGCCAGCAGGGCUGGCUCACCUAUCUGGCGACCGAUGACAUCCAGAAGGACCUGGACCCCUACAGGGAGACCAUGACCAACACCAUAACCAGCAUGUCCACUGCCAUCCCCUCCCGCUCCUCCCUUGCCUCGUCAGCCUCAGGCUCCGGGACCCUGGUGUCCAGCUUGUCCUCCUACCCUUGGGUCCAGCCCUCCCCGACCUUGCUGCGGCCCUGGUCAGCUGCCACAGCCCAGUCCUCCCCCACAGCCCUGUCCCAGGCAUCCGGGUUCACCCUGCAGAGGUCGGCGACCCCCAUACCUGUCGCCUCCUCUCUCAAGCAGCACUCAAGGCCUGAGAAGGCCACCCUUUUGUCCUCCAUGAAAAAGGGCUCCCACGUCAGGUUCUGAGAUGGCCGUCCUUCUCUCCAGCCCUCCAGCAGAGCCGCCAGGCCCACAGGGGUCCUUCUGUCCUGGUUUACCCUCUGCCAGGCCAAGAGGAUACGAGCCUUCCCUGGGCUGUCCCCACUCUGCCCAGCCGGUGAAGCUGACCUUCUUCCUUCUCCAGAGUCCUGCCGAAGAAAAUAAAUGUCCCCAGAUGUUGGAGUCCCACAGCCACGA
This is a messenger RNA of Equus caballus (horse), 13371 nucleotides long. Lineage: Eukaryota; Metazoa; Chordata; Mammalia; Perissodactyla; Equidae. The record is from RefSeq and is a predicted model, not a curated record.